Stegodyphus dumicola is the source of this 3680-nucleotide messenger RNA. RefSeq names its product engulfment and cell motility Ced-12 (gene Ced-12). Gene Ontology annotation, cellular component: plasma membrane. Gene Ontology annotation, biological process: cell motility; actin filament organization. Lineage: Eukaryota; Metazoa; Arthropoda; Arachnida; Araneae; Eresidae. The record is from RefSeq and is a predicted model, not a curated record.
AGAUGGAGCCACAUGUGCCGCCUUCUUCCAGUUUUGUGUUUCGCGGAGGGUUAUCUACCUUAUUUCUGUGAUCUUUCUUGGGAAAUUCAGUUAAAGAACUCUUUCGUCAUGCCCUUCGGAGACUCUCGAAGAAGCUGGAAAGAGCUUUUAUAAUAGCUUUAUGCCAGGGUAACAACUAGUUCGAUGUUCCCACGGUGGUUUAGCGAAACUUCCGACAUCGGACGGUUAGACACUCUGUCAAUCCGAUUGAUCAAUUGUGUAAAAUGCGUCGCGCUAAAUAACGUAAUUAGCAGUCAGCCAACGGAUGAUCAUUUUGCGGAAGUAAGCGUAUAGAAACGGCUAAAAGGUGUGUGUGGGCAUUUAAAUAGUAUUUUUCAGUGUUCGUUGCUUAAUUGUUUAUACUUGAAUAGUGCUCUGAUUUGUGUAAGAACUGUGAGUGAAUGAAAUCGUGGCUGACUAUUGAUCGUGAUUGAAAUUCUUUUUAACAUUGUGAAUGUGUACUUUUGAAGGUUUUAAAAAUGCCUGCUAUAAAAGAUAUAAACAUUGUGAAAAUAGCUGUGGAGAUGGAAGAUCAGGUACCUCAGUUAAUAGAAUUCGAUCAAAAGCGGCCAUUAGCAGCCAUAAUUCAGGAUUUAUGUACAACCUGGGGUCUUACAGAUGCUGAUCAGUAUGCAUUACAGUUUUCAGAUAAUGCUCAUAAUUACAUAACCGAGAAGAAUAGAAAUGACAUAAAGAAUGGAAGCGUGUUAAGGUUGACAUAUUCUUCGACAAAGACAGCACAAGAGAUACUAGAAAAACUCAAUUUUGGUACUCAAGAUGAGAAAAAGACUGCAUUGAGGCGACUUGCUAGAUUAUCUGCUGAUUAUACAUUUGCCCUCGAAUUCAUCAACAAACAAGGCUCGAACUUUCUGAUAUCAAUGAUUGAAGGAGGUAAUUAUACAGGUGAAUUAAUGGCAUUAACUCUUCAGUCAUUUGUAGAAUUGAUGGAUCAUGGAAUCGUGUCCUGGGAUAAUUUGCAAGAUAAAUUUAUCGGGAGAGUAGCCAAUCAAGUUAAUUCACAGACUUCUACUCAAGAUUCUAGAUCUUUGCAAGCAUCUCUUGCCAUUUUAGAGUCAUUAGUUUUGAAUAGUUCCGGCAAGUAUCCACUUGUAGAACAGGAAGUUACAUUACCUUAUUUAAUAGUGCAUUUGCAGUCUCCAAUACCGGAGAUACAGCAAAAUGCAAUUGCUUUAAUCAAUGCAUUAUUUUUGAAAGCAGAUAUUAAUAAAAGAAAAGCAGUUGCUGCUACAUUAACCUCUAAACAAAUAAGAAAUGUAAUAAUGGUACAUAUUAUCCAAAAGCAACAUGUUGGUGCUGAAAUGGCUCAUCAGUUAUAUGUUUUACAGACUCUUCUAUUUAAUUUAUUGGAAGAAAAAAUGAAGCGAAAAUUAGACCCACAGGAUCCUGAAGCCCGAGAAAAAAUAUUAGAAUUAAGGAGAAUAGCUUUUGAUACAGAUGCUGAGAUUGUAAAUUCAGCAGGACGUAAAGGGGGAUAUUCAAAAGAUUAUAAAAAACUUGGUUUCAAAAAUCAUGUAAAUCCUGCUGAAGAUUUUACAGAAAUUCCACCAGGAAUGUUAGCUUUAGACAAUAUGAUUUAUUUUGCUCGUAAUCAUACAGAAAAUUACACAAAAGUUGUACUUGAAAACUCGUGUCGAGCUGAUGAGCAUGAAUGUCCAUUUGGAAGAACCAGUAUUGAGUUAACUAAGCUUUUAUGUGAUAUUCUUAAAAUAGGUGAACCCCCUACUGAGCAAGGUAAAAUUUUUUAUCCUAUGUUCUUCACUCAUGAUCAUCCAUUUGAAGAAUUUUUUUGUAUUUGUAUAAUCCUUCUUAAUAAAACCUGGAAAGAAAUGCGUGCCACUACAGAAGAUUUUGCUAAAGUAGUGAGUGUUGUUAAAGAACAGAUUACAAGAGCUUUAAAUACAGAUCCACCUCCACCAACUCUUGAAAAUUUUAAGCUAAAACUUGCAACACUGACAUAUAAUGAAAUAACCAAUUUGUGGCAACAGGAACGCUCUAACAGAGAAGAAUGGGAAUCUCAAGCCAGGCCAAUUGUAGAACUGCGGGAACAAAUAACUCCAGAAAUUAGGAAUCUUAUCCAGAAACAAAGAUUUCAGUAUUUAUGCGAAGGUACUAUGUUUACAAAAUACUCUAACAAAGGCCAAAGAAUUAAAGAUAAGUUUUGGUACUGUCGAUUAUCUCCUAAUCAUAAAGUUUUUCAUUAUGGUGAUUGUGAUGAAAAUAGAGGUGUACCUGCAUUAGAAGAAUUACCACAUAAACUACAAGUAGUUGAAGUAAAGUCACUUGUAACUGGAAAAGAAUGCCCGCAUAUGAAAGAAGUAAAACGUACAAAGUCAACGUUAUCUUUGGCAUUUUCUCUGAUUCCUGAUUCUGAUCAAGAGCCACUGAAUUUUGUUGCACCAAAUGACAAGGAAUUUGAUUAUUGGACUGAUGGAAUAAAUGCUUUGCUGGGAAAUAAAAUGGUUAGUAAGGAAACCAAGAAUGACUUAGAAACGUUGUUGAGUAUGGAUAUAAAAUUAAGAUUACUUGAUACUGAAGGUGUGAAUAUACCAGAGAAUCCUCCUAGCAUUCCAAAAGAUCCACCGAAUUAUGAUUUUUGUUAUGAUUUUAAAUGAACUUUCUCAUUUGUCAGGUUUGUUUUUGUUUUAAUAAGCAGGCAUAGGAUUUAAACAGUUUAGUAGGUAAUUAAAAACCCAGUUCCAUAUGAAGUGAAUUAGUUCCAAAGCUCAAAAUUUUAAUUUCUGUAUGAUUAAAUAGUAUUGACUUCUUUAAACUUUUAUCUAAGAAGGGAAAAGAUAUUCAUGUUUUAAUUCUGUCUGCAGUUAUGUUGAACGAACUAAAUAUUUUACAUUAUUGCUUUUUGAAAUUCUUUUUAAUGGCACUGACUAAGCAGUCAGCCGAAUUUAUUUUACAAUUGAUUUUUAAACAGCCCAGUUUUAUUGCAACUGUGACAAUAUUAUUCUAAUUUGAACGAAAUAUAUUAUAAGUAACUUUUGAUUAAUGUAAAUAUAUAGAAUGUGGUAUAAUUUUUAUCUUUAAUUAUCUCUGUGUUAAAUAAAUAUCUGGGAAUUUGUUUAUUCAAAUCUACACUCUCCCUAUUAUCUUAUUAAGAAAGAUUUUAAUUUAUUAAAUUAUUUCUUCUAAAUUUGAAGCAGUGGAAUUUUGCCUAUUAAAUCCAUGGACCUUAUGAGAAAUAGACUAACCCAAAAUGUGUUUUUCUCCCUCUUCUGACGAGUUCCCGGCUGUCACCUUGAUCACAUCCGGAGGAGUAGGGGACAACUUGCAGAAAUUAACAGUGGUUGCCUAUUCCAGUGUGUAUAAUUGUUUACAAUUGUUGAAAAAGCUUGUUGCAGCACCUCAUUUCACAAAUUAGAAUUUCUACAUAUUUUUAUUUUUGAAACUGAGAUUGAUUUUUAAUAGUUUAGCAUAUUUAUCAAGCAUAAUUAGCGUUCCAAAUAAUUAUAAAGCUACUGAAUGUUUUCAGGGCUAGAUAUUUGUUUAGCUUUUCCUAUGCUGUAAGGACAUUUGUAACUACUUCUUUUAGAAAAUAAUAUUUUAAAUCUGAACGAAUAGAAAAUUUCAAACAAGAAAUUUUCUUGCAAUUUUUAUGUUAUUUAUUGGUG